AUGCCCCAGGUUCUGGAACAACCAGAUGGCCGAUGGGCCUGGGUAGUCCUGCUGGCCUGCAUGGUCACCCAGGCCCUCACCUUGGGCUUCCCUUCCUGCAUCGGCGUCUUCUUCACUGAUCUGCAGCGUGACUUCCAGGCCACCAACAGUGAGAUCUCAUGGUUUCCCUCCAUCAUGGGGGCCAUGCUCCAUGGUGGGGGACCCCUGUGCAGCAUCCUGAUAAAACGUUUUGGCUGUCGAGUGACCAUGAUACUGGGGGGCAUGCUGUCCAGCCUGGGCAUGGUGGUCAGCUCCUUCUCUGGCUCGCUCAGCCAGCUCUUCCUCACGGCGGGAUUGAUCACAGGCCUGGGCAUGUGUUUCAGCUUCCAGUCAAGCAUCACAGUGAUGGGCUUGUAUUUUGUCAGCCGCCGGCCACUGGCCAAUGCCCUGGCCUCCAUAGGCAACUCCCUGGGUGUCACUCUCUGGCCGCUGCUGGCCCGAUACCUUCUGGAAACGCUGGGCUGGAGAGGCGCCUUCCUCAUCUUUGGUGGCAUCCUUCUUCACUGCUGUGUAUGCGGAGCCAUCCUGAGGCCGGUUGCCACCCACGUGGCCCCUGAGCCCAAAGAAGAUCCCCCUCCACCUUCCAAGACACCUACGCGCAGCUGCCUGGCAACGUGCAUCUCAUCCAUCCGGUAUCACCUGGCCUUGGACCUCCUUCGGCACAAUAUGGGCUUCUGCAUAUAUGUAGUGGGUGUGACGUGGAUGACGCUGGGCUUCCCACUGCCGCAUAUCUUCCUGGUGCCGUACGCCAUGCACCACGGGGUGGACCAGUAUUGGGCGGCCAUGCUCAUGUCAGUCAUUGGCUUCUGCAACAUCUUUUUGCGGCCGGUGGCGGGGCUGCUGGCAGGCAGGAAGAGUUUGGCAGCCUACCGGAAGUAUCUGUUCACCGCGGCGAUCCUUGUCAACGGGCUCACCAACCUAAUAUGCACAGUAUCGGCAGACUUCUCGGUGCUCCUGAGCUAUUGCCUGGUGUACAGCCUGUCCAUGUGCGGCAUCGGGAUCCUCAUCUUCGAGGUCCUCAUGGACACCGUCCCAAUGGACCGGUUCCCCAGUGCGCUGGGCCUCUUCACGGUCUUAUGUGGCGUGGCUUCUCUCAUCUCUCCACCACUGGCUGGGCUCCUGCUGGACAUGACCAACAACUUCAAGUCCAUUUUCUACGUCUCAAGCUUCGUGCUCCUCUCAGCCUCGCUCUUCAUCGGCGGGGGCUUCUACGCCGAGGAGAAGAAGAAGAAGAAGAAGCUGAAGCAAAAUGGGCAAGCCAAGGUGGAAGAUGUCAUCUCGGAGUCUGCCCCAAUGCAGGGUCUUAGCUCAGAAGACAAGGACGGCGCCAGGAAGCAACUGUGCCCUGAAAGCAUAUGCUACGUGACCAGUGUCUGA
Messenger RNA from Chionomys nivalis (European snow vole), 1416 nucleotides. It is a transcript of the gene Slc16a5, whose product is annotated as solute carrier family 16 member 5. Gene Ontology annotation, molecular function: monocarboxylic acid transmembrane transporter activity. The record is from RefSeq and is a predicted model, not a curated record. Lineage: Eukaryota; Metazoa; Chordata; Mammalia; Rodentia; Cricetidae. The coding region runs from base 1 to 1416 and encodes 471 amino acids. The transcript has 4 exons. Gene Ontology annotation, cellular component: membrane. Gene Ontology annotation, biological process: transmembrane transport; monocarboxylic acid transport.